Molecule: messenger RNA, 5877 nt
Organism: Micropterus salmoides (largemouth bass)
Lineage: Eukaryota; Metazoa; Chordata; Actinopteri; Centrarchiformes; Centrarchidae
Product: cilia- and flagella-associated protein 44
Exons: 34
Coding region: 315-5765 (1816 amino acids)
Molecular function (GO): protein binding
Source: RefSeq, a predicted model, not a curated record
CAACGCAAAGGAUCACAUUUGCUAUGGAGCAUGAAGAGGGUUUGGUUGAGAACUACAUUAACCAGCAGGAUUUGGAUCAGCGUGACAUUCCUUGUUGCCUGGCAACUCCUCCAAACUAAAACGGCAGAAUCGCAGAGCCAAAUGUAGAAGCAAACAUGUUUUACUAGCUAAGUGUUGGCUUAACUGAAAAUCGAGCUGCUAGAGCUGUAUUUUGCUUUGUUACCACAUUCACUGCUCUUGAAAGCUUAACGCCAGUUUGGAUGUAGCUUUGAAUAACGUGAAUAAAUUUACAGCGCAGACAUUUAAAAGCGGAAAUGUCGGAAGAACACACAUCUGCUGUUGGUGGACAGGCAGUGAUCACGCAGACAGAUUCAGGGGAACACACUGAAGGAUGUGAUACUGAAAACUCAAUGAUGCAGCAGAAGGAUGAGGAGGAAUCAAGCAAGCAGCUCUCUGCAGAAAUUUACUAUAACUAUGAGGAGCUUCACUCCAGACCGUCCAUCACACCCAACUCUGAAAUCCCAGAGAACCUCCUGCACCUCUCUCGCUCCUUUGGCUACGACAGCGGGCGCAGGGGGAACCUGCAACUGCUGGAUGACAGAACUCUGAUCUUUAUAGCAGGUAACCUGCUCGUCCUUCUGGACAUUUCCACCAAGGAGCAGCGGUACCUCCGCUCCUGCAGUGGAGGAGGAAUCGGCUCCAUCAUGGCACACCCUAGCAAGGAAUACUUUGUUGUAGCAGAGAAGGGAAACCAGCCCAACAUCAUAAUCUAUGAAUAUCCCUCAUUACGACUGUCCCGCAUCCUCAGAGGCGGUACAGAGCGAGCGUACAGCUUUGUGGAUUUUAACCAUGAUGGGAGCUUGCUGGCUAGUGUGGGGAGCGCACCCGACUACAUGCUGACACUUUGGGAUUGGAGGAAGGAGGAGGUCAUGUUGAGCUGCAAGGCCGUUUCUCAGGAGGUCUACCGAGUCAGCUUCUCCCCAUACAACCCAGGAUUGCUCACAUCAUCAGGAUCUGGACACAUCAAGUUCUGGAAAAUGGCUAGCACAUUCACAGGUCCUAAAUUGCAAGGGCUUAUGGGACAUUUUGGGAAAACUGCAGCGACUGAUAUUGAGGGCUACGUGGAACUUCCCGAUGGAAAGGUGGUGUCCGGCACAGACUGGGGCAACUUGCUGCUGUGGGACGGGAAUGCCAUCAAGGUGGAGAUUUGCCGUAAAGGAGGGCGGAACUGCCACACCGGGAUGGUGCAGCCGUUUGCCCUGGAAGAUGGACAGCUGAUGACGAUUGGCUCUGAUGGAGUGGUCCGGGGCUGGGACUCUGAGAGCAUCGACACCGCCGACAGCAACAGCGACAGCAGCAGGUUUGAGAUAGAGCCAAUGAAUGAGAUGGUGGUUGGACACAACGUCUGCAUCUCCUCUGUGGUGAAGAGCUCCCUACCUGACUCCUUCAUCUGGUUUGCUCAGGAUUCCAGCGGAGCCAUCUGGAAACUGGAUCUUUCAUUCACCAACACGACCCCUGAUCCAGAGUGCCUGUUUUCCUUCCACGCUGGGGCGAUCAAGGGCCUGGACGUGUCAAGGAAAUCCCACCUGAUGGCCACAGUCGCUCUCGACCGUUCAGUCAAAGUUUUUGACUUCCUGGCAAAAAGAGAACUGACCACUAGUCGCUUCAAUCAGGGAGGAACUGCUCUCAGCUGGGCUCCACCAUUGGUGAACCAAACUGGAGGUUUACUGGUGACGGGCUUUGAGGAUGGGGUUGUCCGGUUACUGGAGCUGUACGACCCUCAGAGGCUGCAUUUGGUCACCGGGCGCAGACCCAAAGGAGAUGCCAAGCUGCGCCUCAAACAGGCCUUCAAACCCCAUAAUGCCCCUGUAACUGCUGUUGCAUUUGAGCGAAAUGGAGAGAUCUUAGCCACAGGGAGCUCAGACAGCACUGUGUUCUUCUUCACUGUCGCGGAAAAAUACAACCCCAUCGGCUUUGUCCACGUUCCCGGGCCGGUGCAGGCGCUGGAGUGGUCACCUCAUUCCCAUAGUGAAAACAGGCUGCUCAUCCUGUGUCAGAAUGGUCAUGUGGUCGAGGUUCAGAGUCCUGAUCCAGAGGCCCACAAGCCGACCAAAACCUUCCAGCUGCCUGAAAUACCCAGCAGAACUUUCAGGUUCAGGAGCAUCAAAUCUCGAAUCAAGAGAGAGGAGGAAAUAGCAAGACGUCAAGCGGUAAAGGAGAAGAAGAAGAAAGCGAGAGAGGAGAGGUUGAAAGAAUCAAAGCAGCUGGAUGCAGAGCAAGAGGAAGAAGAAGAAGAAGAGGGAGAGUUGCCCCCUAUCCACUUCCCCGACCCUCCAAGUCCUCUCUACUGUGGCUUCUACUCACAGCCUGGCCAGUUCUGGCUCUCCAUGGGAGGCUUUGACUCAGGAUUCUUGUAUCACUGUAAGUUCUCGGAGAAGCAGGACCAGGAUCCGGACCAGCGGCAUGAUGAGCCCUUUGACUUCCGGCCUGUCCACAACACAGACAACGACCCCAUUCGCUCCAUCACCUUCAGCUCCAACAGGCAGCUGUUGCUCUGUGGCAUGCACUCAGGCUUCAUCAGGGUUUACCCUCUGCAGCCUAGUGACCACUGCCUCACCUCCAUGCAGGCCUACUGGGCUCUCAGCGUCCACGACAACCAAUACGGACACUUGCGGCACAUCCGCUGUAGCCAUGACGACCUCUUUGUGCUGACGGCAGGUGAUGACGGCAACAUCUUCUCCUUCAGCCUGCUUCCUCCAGAAGAGCUACAGAAAGGCCUGCAGAGAAAGAGGGCUGAGGUGCCUUCUCCCAGGGUGGGUAUUGAGAAUGAAGCGUUAGCCCAGGACAUUGAGAACCCAGCAGCCUACAGCAUCGAAACGGCUAAGCAGAAGCUGGAGAAAGACCGUCUGCGUCGGGAGGCUGAUGUGAAGAUUGCAGCGAAGCGGAAUAAGCUGGCUGAGCUCCAGAAGACGUUCAAACAGCUGCUGAACAACAACCAGAGUCUGCCGGAGCAUGUUCGCCUGUCACCUGUGGAGCUGCAACUGGACCGGCGGUUCAGUGAGCAGGCAGAGAGGGUGAAGGCCCAGCGGGUGAGGGAGGUCAGAAAGCAGAUGGCCUGGGAGGAGGAGCGCUGCAGCAUAGCACUCAGCAAACUACAGGACUGGUUUAGGGACUCUCUGGAGGUCAACAUGGUCACUGUGGUCGCCAUCUGCACCGACCACAGAGUCUCCACCUACCGCCUGCCGACGCUCACCGAGCCUUUAACCCAGCUCAAACAUCAGAGCAGACCCGGAUGGCCUGACAGAGACGGAGCUGCUGCACCAGAAAGCAGAAAAACCAGAGCCGAGCCUGCAAAAGACUGCAGCACAUUAGAAGAGGAGGAGGUGCUGCGCCCACCAGUGGCUCGUCCAGCGGGGAUAAAGCUGGCAGAUCGACAGGUCGAGAGGCUCCGAAAGGCUGCAGAGAAAGCUGAACAAGCUCGAGCCAAGAUAGAGAAGAGGAAGCAGGAAUGGGCCCAACUUUACGCAGAGAAGCCAAACGAGGACUGCGAGGAUCCGCAGGAUGUGCAGGCCAUCAACGAAGCCAAAGAGAACAUCGGAGACUUAAAGCUGAAGUCAGCUAAAGACUUCACAGUGCCGAAACACCUGAGGAUGAACGCUGAGAGGAAGAGAGCAGAGCUAAUAGGCCUGGAGGAAAAUAUCCGUGAGAGGCAGACUAAGAUGAAUGGGCGGAUUGUGGCAUUGCGGGACUCCAAGAUUCGCCUGGUCUCUCAGUUGCGCGCUCAGGCUCAGCAGGUCCAGAGGGUCCAGCAGUGUCUAGCGGCCCAUCUCCACCGCUCUCCACCUGCCCUGCCCAACAUACUACCAGAGGAAACCCCAGAGAAGAGACUGCAGUACAGCCACGCCACCCUGGAGCGAUACCGGGUUCUGAGAGAACAGAGAUUCAAGUCCAUGGAGCAGGAGGAGCAGGAGGGAAGCUCCCGUUUAUUGGAGCAGCUGGAGAAAGAGAUGGAAGGAGUGGAGGGAAAAGAGGAAGUAGAAGAGGAGAGAGGAGAUGAGAUGACUCCUGGUUUGUCAGCUUCAUCUGUAACCAGAAAAGAAGUCAAGAAAGAGACAGACGGGCAGGAAGGAGCAGAGCAGAGCCAGCUGGAGGAGGAGCUCCAGAGAGAGGAGGAGAUCAGACUGCUGCACGAGCAGGACUCUCUGCUGGAGCAGAUGGAGAGAUCGGUGUGUGAGUUUGACGCGGAGCUCCUGCUGCUGCGUCACCAGAAGCUGCGUCUGGACUGGGAGCUGAAGCUGGCCGACCUCCAUCAGCUGACGCUCUACCAGGAGCUGCUGCUCCUCAAGGAGUUUGAGAGGAGGGAGGACAGCCUGCAGGAGAAGCUAAACGGACGCAUUGGGGAGGAGAACAGCAUCACGAGUAAGCUGGAGGAGUGUAAUGAACAGCUGGAUCUGAAGCUGGGAGACAUAGCCAAGCUGCAGGAGAGAGAGAGGGCUCUGAUUGCCGCCUUCCACACCUCGCUUGGCGAAGAGAACAAGUUUGAAGAGUUCCUGACAAAAGUCUUCAAGAAGAAGAUCAAACGUGUUAAGAAGAAGGAGCAGACGGGAAGUGAAGAAGAAGAGGACAGUGAUGAAGACUCUGAUGAAGAUGAUGACUGGGAUGAUGAUGAUGAUGAUUAUGACAGCAGCACGGAGGAGGGAGGACCUGCUCUGGACACUAAUGUUUGCCCUCCAGGCUGCGAUCCCGUGUUGUUUGAGAACACACUGCAGCUUCGUGAGCGUCGGCUGGACCUGGAGGAACUGCUGGCGGAGGAGAAGAAGAGUGCUGAAGCUCUGAAGAAGGAGUGUGACACCCUCGUCAAGAAGAGGAAAUCGGUGAAGGUUAUUCGGAAGGCAGUUGAGGACGACUUGGAGUUAGUCAACAGGGAGAAACAGCAGAAAAUGAACGAACUGGAUGUGGUGGUUCCUCUCCGACUGAACCAGAUUGAAUUUAUCACUAACGGCUCGGUGCCGUCUGACCUGAGUCCAGCAUUGGUGCUGGACAGGACGGAGCUGAGCAGGCUGCAGGAGCGUAUCAAACAGUUGCAGGCGGAGAAGAAUGAGCAGAGAGACCUGUACUAUCAGGCCCGCCAGCAGCACGUCAGGCUCAUCUAUGACCGCAAGGACAUGGACAGCAAAAUCCAGGUACUGGAGAAGCAGUGCAACCAGCUGAUGAUGAUGAAGUUUGGGAGGCUGGUGGAUCUGGAGGCUCUGCAGACGCUGUCGGGGAACAGGACGCUGGAGGAGCUCAAACAGGAAAAACUCCUCCGAGAAGCUGCAUACGCCAGGGAAAUCAAACAGUGGGAUGCGAAGGUACAAGAGGCGCGUCAGGCUCUGAUGGAGGUGACCAGGUGUAACACGGAGCGUCUCCUCAGCAUGACGAUCCUCCUUGACCAGAAGAAAGAACUGGAACAAAAACUCAGCGCCAGGCAGAAGAAAAUGGGCCGACAGUUCAAGGAUUACAGGAGACGUGUGGACCAGGAGGAGAUUGUGAGGCUCCGGGAGCUGGUGAAAACACAAUCACAGCAGGCCGAGGCCCUCAGGAGAGAGAUUGGCCUCCUGUCUCGUAAAGGAGGCCGCGUCCUGCCCCCUUGCCAGGCCCAGCUGCCCCCUCUCGCCCCCAUGCCCACCCCUAGAAACCACUCCUACACCAGCAAACAAGGACAAGGGCGUUCGUCCAAACAGCUGAAAGUACAAAACUCACCCAGCAGACAGGGAGCUACUUAACUGAGGCCAGAAAACACGUACACCAUUACUGUAUAGUGAGAUAACUCUGCUCACAAAUAGCCCUUUCUUAUGAAAUUUUAUUCUUAAGAUUAAAAAAUACUACUAAUACUGA